GUAGCUCUCCCGUGGCGCCCCUUUUACCUCCAGCGCAGGAUCCUGGCCUGCUUCGCCGUUGUCUUUGCCGGGCUCGCCGUGACAAUCGAGGCACUGUACAACCACUCGGCCAAGAACUCGGGCCUUGGAACCGCAGACCCAGCAAGCCGCUAUCUUUGGAGAUUUGCGCCGACGACUCUUCUGACAGUCAUAGUCGCGCUUUGGAGCCGCGCCGAGUACCAGACCAAACAUGCCGCGCCGUGGAUCCGUCUCUCCAAGGGCCCGGCCGACGUGGAGAGGACACUGCUGCUCGACUAUAUCGCCAUGUACCAGCCGUGGGCCAUGAUCCAGGCCCUCAAAAACCGAGAUUACGUGGUGGCUUGCACCACAGGCGUAGCGCUGAUUCUGAAGAUGCUAGUCAUCAUCUCGACUGGCCUUAUCACGCUCACCCUGGUGGACAUGCCCAACCAGAGCAUACCCGCCACGCUGGAGACGGCGUUUGUCAACAACGCGACGGUCUUGGCCGACGCAGGUCCUCUGGCGCUUUUCGCCAUGGUCGGCAUACAAGAAGACGGCGUUGCCUAUCCUGACGGCGCCUCGACCAAUUUCGCCUACCAGUGCUUCUCCUCCGACGUUCCCCUGGGGACAACAAUAGAGGCUACCGUGGACGGCUUCUCUGCAGGGCUCGACUGCGAUGUCGCGCAGCUGAGUCUCGCGGGCGUCCAGAACAUCCAGGGCACCCAGCAGUUCAACACGUCCUUUUCUGCUGCGGGAUGCACCGUUGCAAUGCCAAUCUCGAGUGAAAACUUUGUCGCCCCUCAAGGGUCUGGCAGGAACCAGACAAUGUAUUUCGCCCGGUUUGGCCGGGGAAGCUGCGGGGGUUCCGCCAGCGCGAGCGACCAGCGCAUCGUCAUCGUGUUCGGGACGCAAACCAUCGAUGCACGGUCACUGCCGGCAGACCCGUCGACAGCAACAGGUCCCAUUAGCGGUAGCAUCCCCCAGUCCAUGCACCUUCUCUGCAAGCCCACGUAUGCGCUCGGCCGGGUGGAUGUGACCAAGACCGACGACACGGUUCUCCGUGUUGCGCCGGCAGCUGCGCGGCAGGACAGGGUGCUGAGCAACGUGCAGCCCUGGGAUCUUGCCGAAACAUUCUUCUCUUCGUACAAGACGGACCUGGCUGCCGAAUAUGCCGACACUACGCCGUGGUUUUACCAGCCUCGGGUGGUUAACGUCGAUGCCGCCAUGUUCUUUGCCAUGGAUCUCCAGUUUAGGACGGCCGGGUCUCCCGCUGCACCCGCGUCUCUCCUAGACCCCACGACGCUCACGGGGCUCGCGAGCAGCUACUUCCAGCAAUAUGCCGUGCUGCUGGCAUCCAAGUCGCUGGCGCAGAGCAACACCUCGGCAAUUACCGCCACUGCCUCGCUCACGACCGAGAGGCUUAUUCUCGGCUCUCUUGUGACGCAGAUAAUUGUUUCUAUGCUCGGUGUAUGCGCCAUUUUGACCGUUAUCGCACUCUUCCUUGUGCCGAGAAGUGGAUUUCUGCCUCGAGAUCCAGGCACCGUCAUGGACAUGGCCGUCCUGCUCGCCAACAGCCGCGAUCUGAUUCAGGCACUACGAGGGGUCGGAGGAGCGGACAUGGCGACAGUCCGGGACAGGUUGGCGGGCUCCAAGUACGCCACCGGCGUCGAGCCGUACGAGCACGCUGCUUCCAACGGAUCCGGCUACUUCAAGAUCCUCGGAGGCCACAGCUCGUCGGACCUAACGCCAACCUACGUCAAGUCGACAGAAAAGUUUCCCUACCCGGCUCUCCUGCAUCCGGUGCAGCGUUUGACUGCCUUGUUCGUAACGGUUGGGCUCAUUGUGGCCCUCGACCUCAUGUUGCAGACGUCUGCAAAGAACGGAGGCCUUGGCGACGCCGACAACAAUGACGCAUACCUCUACCUGCUUUGGAGCGUCAUCCCGUCGCUGAUUCUGGGUCUUGUGGCCGCGUACUUUGUUGCCGUCGACCUCACGCAUCGGGUGCUCGCCCCGUAUAUGACUCUCAGACAGGGGGGCGCCUCGUUUGAGCAGUCCAUCAGCUUGAACCUUGCCGACAGCGCUUCCCCGAUCGUAUUAUACCGAUCGUUCAAGUUGCGCAACAUUUCCGUGGGAGGGGCGAGUGUGGCGGCGUUCAUGGCCUCCCUGUUUGCCAUCUUCACCGCGUCCCUGUUCUCGGCGGCCACGGUGCCCGUCACCGCCCCCUAUACUCUGCUGAGCCAGGACUUUUUCUCGCAAACGAACGGGAUACCCGACGCCAGUUUCUGCACCACAUGCCAGAAUGGCACCAUUCUAGCGUCGCUCGUGCUGAACGGCAACAUAUCGUACCCCGACUUUACCUUUGAAGACAUGACCUUCCCCACUCUCGCUCUCAUGGACGACGACGGUGACCUGCCUGACGACGUCAUUGUAACCGCCACGGUCCCAGUGGUGCGCCCCAUCAUGGCGUGCAAGAUGUUCUCGCCGUCCCAGAUCACGGCCGCCAUUGCCACCUCGACCACCACCGCAGCCGGAAUCGUCAACCCCCUGCGGAUAACCCUCGCGGGCGAGGCGGCGGACAGUGCAACGGUCAUCAGCACGGCGCGGCGUCUCGAUAGCUUCGGAAACGCAACCAACGCGUCCCUGGACCCAAACGCAUUCUUUGGGGCAGGGUCGUACAAGCCCAUCGCGACAGCAAACGGCGCCGUGGCGCACUGGACCUGGGUCUGGGGCCAGCUCGCAGCCGCCGGCACGAACCAGGCCUUGGUCAAGUUUGUGUCGGCGCUCGCGUGCAACGAGACCAUGGAGCAGGUCAACGUGGUGACGCGCUACGUCGGCGCCGGGCUCGACAUCGACCGCACCAACCCGCCCGAGCCUGACGACGCGACCAUAACACCGGUGUUUGUGGGCAUCGACGGAAAUCUCAACUACAGCGACCUGGUCACGCUGGAGCAGACUCCCCGCCACCUGUUAGACCCCUUCUUCGCCUCGCUCGUGUCGUCGCAGUUUGCCAUCCCCGCGCCGGCCCUCGGCAGCGCCGACGCCACCACUCUGCAAGCCGUCGCCGAUGCCAUCACAUGGCAGCACAAGCUCAUCCGCGCCCAAGUGGUCAGCGCGUGGAACCGGCGGCCCACGGUCUCGAGAAACACGACGGACCAGGCACUCGUGUUUCCCAAGGACACGGCCGGGGCCGUCAUGGGCAACGCGACAGCGCACGUGUUCCAGGCGCUGCUGACGGUGACGAGCCUCGACAGCGGGGCGCAGCGGCGCGUCGUGCAGGACAUGGUGUCGACGCGCAUCCUGCAGGCGCUGCUGGCGGCGGCGCUCGUGUUCGGUGCGGCCUCGUGGCUCGCGCUGCCCAAGGCCAACGACGUGCUGCCGCGCGACCCCAGCAGCAUCGCCAGCGUGGCUGCGCUGCUCGCCGACGGCAACAUUUUUGGGUUGCUCGGCCGCGGCGCCGAGUGGCUGCCGCCCGCCGACCUGCUGGCCUUCUUCCGCGACGGCCUCCACGUCACCAUGCGCUUCCAGCUCGCAUGGGAG
Lasiosphaeria miniovina is the source of this 3534-nucleotide messenger RNA. RefSeq lists its product as uncharacterized. The transcript has a single exon. NCBI's taxonomy places the organism in Eukaryota, Fungi, Ascomycota, Sordariomycetes, Sordariales, Lasiosphaeriaceae. The annotation marks the transcript as partial. The record is from RefSeq and is a predicted model, not a curated record.